UAUACCUCGUUUAUAAAGAUCUGUAAAUAUUUAAAUCAAUAUUAAAGAGUGAUUUAGUUUUUCUUAUACCCCAACAUAGUAACAAUGAAACUUGGGAUUUUUAUUGUUGUCACAAUACUAGAUUAUGUUUGUGGUGCUCGUAUAUUAUGCGUUUUCCAAGUGCCAGCCGUUAGCCAUCAAAGAGUGUUCCAGCCUAUUUGGAGAGAGUUAUCUUUACGAGGGCACGAAGUAGUUGUUGUAACACCUAAACCCCUUAAAGACUCAUCAUUAAUAAAUUUAACUGAGAUUGAUGUUAGCGCAGCACAUAGUGAACUUAUCAAACGACAUGGUUUUCAGUUUUUCAUGAAAAAGGAAUAUGCUGUUCAUACAAAAAUACCAAAGUUAUUUGCGAUGCUUUACGAAUCUGCAGAGGUAGUAUUAAAGAAUGAACAGUUUGUGAAAAUUUAUAAUAACUCUAAUCAAAAGUUUGAUGUUGUGAUUACUCAAACGUUUAUUUCACCCAUACUUUAUAGUAUUGCUGCAAAAUUUAAUGCACCGUUAAUAGGAGUUUCUUCUUUGGGAGCAUACAUAGGCACUCAUUUUGCUAUGGGUAACCCAAAUCCACCAUCUUUGUACUCGGAAAUGAUCUUGCCUUACAAUGGAAAGCUUACGCUUUAUGAAAGAAUAAAAAGUACGGCUUACUAUUUCUUUGUUCGAUUUUACCGAACAUUUGUGAUUUUACCUAAAUCAGAUGCACUAGCUAGAAAAUAUUUGGGCAAUGACAUACCUUAUAUUGAGGACAUCGAAAGAAAUAUGAGCCUGUUAUUAAUGACCACCAAUCCAUUUCUGUACACUCCCAGGCCAACUCUACCUACUAUUAUCAGUCUGGAAAGUAUACAUGUUAAACCGACAGAACCUUUACCUGACGAUCUGAAAAACUUCUUGGACGAAUCCAAAGAGGGCGUCAUAUACUUUAGUCUGGGGUCAAAUAUUCAAAGCGUAAAUAUUCCUGAAGAAAUAAGGGAUACUUUGAUAGCUGCCUUUUCUGAAUUACCCUACAAAGUGUUAUGGAAAUUUGAGUCAGAUACUAUGCCAAAUCAGCCAAAAAAUGUUAUUAUUAGAAAAUGGUUACCCCAGAAAGAUGUUCUUGCGCAUCCAAACAUAAAAGCGUUUGUAUCACAAUGCGGUUUACAAUCUCUGGAAGAAGCCGUCUCUAGGGCUGUUCCUAUUGUAGCAUUGCCAUUCAUUGCUGAUCAAGAGAUGAAUGCACAGCGUUUGACAGAACUUGGAGUGGCAGUCAGUCUUGAUUUUGUUACGUUGACAAAAGAAGAGUUUAAGAAGGCUAUAAUUGAAAUCGCCGAAAAUUCCAAGUAUAGAAAAAAUAUGGAGCAUUUGAGACAAAUGUGGACAGAUCAACCGAUGAAUUCCCUUGAUAGAGCUAUGUGGUGGAUAGAAUAUGUCAUUCGAUAUCAAGGUACCACUCAUUUAAGGAGUCCUAUUGCAGAUAUUUCUUGGAUUGAAUAUUUAUUAUUAGAUGUAAUAUGCGUUUUUGUAGCAGUUGGUUUAAUUGUUCUGUAUAUAUUAAAGUUAGUUUCUAGGUUUCUUGUUAAAUUGUGCACUAAAAACAGUAGAAAACAAAAAUCUAUAGGAAACAAAAAAUUAAAAUAAACAAACAGUAUUGU
Messenger RNA from Diabrotica balteata, 1661 nucleotides. The record is from the annotation of a GenBank genome assembly. NCBI's taxonomy places the organism in Eukaryota, Metazoa, Arthropoda, Insecta, Coleoptera, Chrysomelidae.